This is a messenger RNA of Drosophila kikkawai, 777 nucleotides long. RefSeq lists its product as uncharacterized. The record is from RefSeq and is a predicted model, not a curated record. Lineage: Eukaryota; Metazoa; Arthropoda; Insecta; Diptera; Drosophilidae.
GCGAAAACAGGCGAAACGAACAAAAGUGAAGCUACAGAAAGCUAUUUUUUUAUAUACAACAUUUUCCAAUAAAACAACAUGGUAAAAAACGUCUAUAUAAUUGAUAAGACUGGCAGAGGACGUCGUGGACGUGGUGGACGUGGCGGACGAGGAGGACGAGGCGGACGAGGCGGGCGUGGUGGAGAUGGCGGCGACGCUGGACGUGGCGGGGUCAGUGGCCGCGGAGUCGGCGGCCUGAACCGGCAACAACGAUUUUUCUUGGCGUUCCAGGCGGCCAGGAACGUCCCCGUGUCCGCCGGUGAGCGCAAAAACUUGCAAAGGGCCUUUUUGGCCCUACUGCAGCCGCAGGGGCAGGAGCAGCAGCCGCAGGGGCAGGAGCAGCAGCGGCAGGAGCAGGAGCAGCAGCAGCUGCUCAAGGAGGUCUUAAAGGACCUACCUGAAGAGAAACAAAAGGAGAUAGAGGCGGCGGUGUCGGCCUUUAUAUCCGGCAAGAAGCAGCAGGAGCAGCGCCAACUUGAGCAGGAGUCGGAAAUGAGAUUUCCUCAGAAAUAAGAUUUCUAUAAUAAGAUAAAUUUUCUUUUAUCAUUUGGUCAUUGCCAACUAAUGCCCUAUUUGUACUGGCUUUCUUUAUUAUCCUAUUUCUAAAUUCAAAUGCUGUGCUGCCCUUAAUUUCUUGUGAAAGACCCCAAAUAAUUGAGAAGUCUUCAUCAGCUGAGUUUUUGUAAGAAACUGAUUUUAUUCCAUUCAAACCCUAGCUUAUAUAGCUAACAUGAGAAU